Molecule: messenger RNA, 4485 nt
Organism: Acipenser ruthenus (sterlet)
Lineage: Eukaryota; Metazoa; Chordata; Actinopteri; Acipenseriformes; Acipenseridae
Gene: pde6c
Product: phosphodiesterase 6C, cGMP-specific, cone, alpha prime
Exons: 22
Coding region: 167-2752 (861 amino acids)
Biological process (GO): visual perception; signal transduction
Molecular function (GO): protein binding; 3',5'-cyclic-nucleotide phosphodiesterase activity
Source: RefSeq, a predicted model, not a curated record
UCUGAAGAGACAACAGGAAAUUUGUGGUCGGCACACCAGGGCAACAAUGCUAUUCGGAACUAUAGGAAACCUGUGAAUAUUCAGUCACAGACUGCGCAACACACCUCACUUUUUUCUACCUUUUCCCAUGUGAUGCCUGUUUAAAGGGAAAAAAUAACCACAAAAAAUGGGUGACCUCAAUACAGAAUCUGUUGAGAAGUACUUGGAGAACAAUCCCCAGUUUGCCAAGGAGUAUUUUGAUAAAAAGAUACGGGCAGAAGCACUUUUGGCAGCUUAUACGGAUUCCAAGUUAGAAGUAAAAGAUGCAGCCUCUUUCAAGGAAAUGACCCAAGUGGAGGAAUCUAAUUUUAUAUUUGAAAUGAUUAAAGAAAUUCAGACUUCCACAAACCUGGAAAAGCCUAUCCACCAAAUGUUGCAGAGACUGGCUCAACUAGUGAGAGCAGACAAGUGUAGCAUGUUCUCAUGCAGGUCCAGGAACGGCACACCAGAGUUAACAACAACUCUCUUCAAUGUCACGCCAACUUCCAAGUUGGAGGAAAAUCUUGUUGCUCCUGAAGCUGAGAUAGUUUUUCCUUUCGAUGUUGGCGUAGUGGGUUGGGUUGCUCACACUAAGAAGACUUUAAAUAUACCAGAUGUGAAAAAGAAUACACACUUUUGUGACUUUGUGGAUAAACAGACUGGAUACACUACCACCAGCAUGUUGGCAACUCCGAUCACGUAUGGGAAGGAAGUGCUGGCUGUCAUAAUGGCGAUUAACAAAAUCGGUGAACCUGAGUUCUCAAAAGCAGAUGAGGAGCUUUUUGUCAAGUACCUUACCUUUGCUUCUUUCAUUUUGACUCACUACCACAUCACGUACCUAUUCAAUGUGGAAUCGCGAAGGAGUCAGGUGCUGUUGUGGUCUGCUAGCAAAGUGUUUGAAGAACUUACAGAUAUUGAACGUCAGUUUCACAAAGCUUUAUACACUGUUCGACUCUACCUCAACUGUGAAAGAUACUCAGUUGGUCUACUGGAUAUGACCAAAGAAAAGGAAUUCUAUGAUGAAUGGCCAAUAAAACUUGGAGAACAAGAACCUUACAAGGGUCCAAAGACACCGGAUGGAAGAGAAGUCAUCUUUUAUAAGAUCGUUGAUUAUAUUUUGCAUGGAACUGAAGAAAUUAAAGUCAUACCGUCCCCCCCUCCAGAUCACUGGUCACUUGUCAGCGGGCUGCCAACUUAUGUAGCUGAAAAUGGAUUUAUUUGUAACAUGAUGAAUGUAGCAGCAGAUGAAUACUUCACCUUCCAAAAAGAAUCCUUUGACGAGACUGGCUGGGUGAUGAAAAAUGUCCUGUCACUACCCAUUGUCAACAAGAAGGAAGAAAUUGUAGGAAUCGCCACGUUCUACAAUAGGAAGGACGGCAGACCAUUCGAUGAACAUGAUGAACAGAUCACUGAAGCGCUUACACAAUUUCUGGGAUGGUCUGUGCUUAACACAGACACAUACGACAGACUGAAUAAGAUGGAAAACAGGAAAGAUAUUGCACAGGAAAUGCUCAUGUAUCAAACCAAGUGCACCAAGUCUGAGCUUCUGUCUGUUAUGAAUACACUGGAGAAGUUCAAUGCUGAACCUGAGGACUGUGAUCCUAAGGAUCUUAUCAAAUUCUUGAAAUCAAACUUACCUGAUCCUAAAGAUGUUGAGCUUUAUGAAUUCCACUUCAGUGACUUGCCUGUUACUGAACUUGACCUGAUUAAAUGUGGAAUUCGGUGUUUCUAUGAAAUCAAUGUGGUUGAAAAGUUCAAAGUACCUCCAGAAGUGCUAACACGGUGGAUGUACACUGUUCGGAAAGGUUAUCGUGAUAUAACCUAUCACAACUGGCGGCACGGCUUCAACGUGGGGCAGACGAUGUUCUCACUGCUCAUGACUGGCAAACUAAAGAAGUACUACACAGAUCUUGAGGCAUUUGCUAUGGUAGCAGCUGCUUUUUGUCACGAUAUUGAUCACAGGGGAACCAACAAUUUAUACCAGAUGAAGUCAGCAUCCCCAUUAGCAAAAUUGCAUGGGUCCUCCAUUAUGGAAAGGCAUCACCUUGAGUACAGCAAGACCCUUAUGGCAGAUGAGAGCCUCAAUAUCUUCCAGAAUCUUCAGAAGCGUCAGUUUGAAACUGUCAUUCACUUGUUUGAAAUUGCCAUCAUUGCAACUGACUUGGCGUUGUACUUCAAAAAGAGAAGUAUGUUUCAGAAGAUUGUUGACGCCACGGAAAAAAUGGCAACCGAGGAGGAGCAAAUAAAGUACAUCACAUUGGACCCCACCAAGAAGGAAGUCAUCAUGGCAAUGAUGAUGACUGGAUGUGACCUGUCUGCCAUUACCAAACCAUGGGAAGUACAAAGUAAGGUGGCUCUUAUGGUAGCAAAUGAAUUCUGGGAGCAGGGAGAUCUGGAAAGGACAGUUCUAGAUCAACAGCCCAUUCCCAUGAUGGACAGAAACAAAUCUGCUGAGCUACCAAAGUUACAAGUUGGCUUUAUCGAUUUUGUGUGUACAUUUGUAUACAAGGAAUUCUCAAGGUUCCACAAAGAAAUCACACCAAUGUUGUCAGGUCUUCAAAACAACAGGGUUGAAUGGAAAGCAUUGGCAGAUGUGUACGAGGCAAAGAUGAAGGUUAUUGAGGAGGAAAAGAAGAAGAAGGAAGAAGAGGAAGCCAAAAAAGAAGGUGGAGGAGGUGGUGGAGGAGGAGGGGAAAGCGAAGGAGGCAAAUCGAAAACGUGCACGAUAUUUUAGAAACUGUCUGACAGCCCUUCCAUCUCAGACAUAGUGCUGUUUAAGCACUGGAGGAAGCGGUACAAAGACUUACCUCCCAGGAUUACAACAGAAUGUUUGAUUUGGUACAAUCCUCUUACAUCUACCAUCUGCUGCAUGUCAGUACCAAUGGACUUCUGGAAUGAGUACCUGAGAGAACCGCUGGCAGUAAUGGAGCUGGAAUGUACAGCAGCAUUUUGUGGUGUAAUAUAUAACUAACAAUAGAGCAUUAGAUAUGGUUCUCUUAUAAAUAGCUGUAAAAGGAUGACAAUUUAUUUGACUGCUGUUACUGGGUACAGGCUUUGAUACUGUAUGAAUCCUUGCAUGUAAACAUUGGUUUUUAAAAAGCUCAGUGAAAGGCAGUCAUUGGCCACAAUUUUUAAAACAAUUUCCAAAUUCUUGAUUAUUAUUUAGAUAUUUUAUUUUUCUGUGACACUUGAAUUCCUUUUUUUUUUCUCUGAAGUGGUUAUGUAGCCAGCAGUCAAUCUAGUUCCUAGAAUCUACAGUAAAUGUGUCACAUUCACAGUUACAUUACAUUUAUUUGAACUGUUGUCUAACACAGCUACACAUAACCAAAGAAAUUAUAAACCAACUUAUGGGUAGUACAAUUAAAAAAAGAAAAACAAAGAAUGAUGCCUGAAAACAACAUUUGGCAAUAUAUGGUGAAAAAAAAAUAUAUUACAAAUUUGGCUCUUUUCAAGGAUGCGAUGGACUUAGUGUUGAUUCAUUAAUUAGGUGGGAGAGGGGCCUUUACUUGGAUUGUCAACAACAAAGUCACUAAGUAAUUUUGUUUUUCAUUAACAGUAGAAUCACGUAAGAAAAAUCAACCGUUCAGGAUCUGUCAAAAUUCCAGUAUCUUGUGAUGUCAUCCCAUGCAUAGAACACACGGAGUAGUUCUUAAAAAAACAAUAACAUUUCUUAUGUGUUUAAUAGCAGUUCAUGAGUACAAUCUUCGUUUUUGUGAUUUAUAAUGAGUCAGUAUGUCCUGUGAAGGGUGUCUUAUUAUAACAAAAAUCGUUUUGCCAAGUUUGGCCAUCUGGUAAGCUCAACGAGAUGACAUCUCUUGGACACCCAACACACCAUGUAUCAACUUUUAAAAGAAUCGCACUUUAAAACUAUUUGAGAUUGAUGCAUGGGGAAGUGGAUUAAUUAGUCUUACUUAAUUAAUUAGUUAAUUUUUUUUGUAAGAUGACUAUGCACCUCAUGUAAAAUCAGAUUGGUUUCAAUCAAACGCCUGUCAUACUGUCAUUCGGGAGCUAUUGAAAACCUCCAUUACCUAAUCUGUUGUAACCUUUUUAAAUGUUAGGUAAUCACAGAGUAUAGUUCACGACCAAUUAAUAGGUUCCUCCAUACUGUAGUUGAGGCACAUUGGUAGUCGCAUAUUGUGACUCACUGCUGUACCAGAUUGUUAUCAAGCUGAAGGCAUUGUUGCCUUGACUUUUGACCUCUUUGAUAGGUCUGUGGUGAACAGGCUUUCAUUGAUCUAAAUUUAGAUCCACUGUUUUAUGUAUAUGUUGCAGGCAUUUGGAAAGGUACUGUAAGACAAUUUAUUUUUUAAGUUCUAAAUGCGGGCAACAGUGCAUUCUAAAUUCUAUGUAUGCAAAAACUUUGGAUGGUUUGUGAGGCACCCUUGUCCAUAAAUUAAGGUUUACGCUGUUUUUUUAAAUAAAAUUGUUAAGGCUGUUACCAUAAUUUUCUAAAGCUGUACAGUAACC